This is a messenger RNA of Ylistrum balloti, 1497 nucleotides long. RefSeq names its product cytochrome P450 2B4-like. The record is from RefSeq and is a predicted model, not a curated record. Bases 1 to 1497 code for a protein of 498 amino acids. The transcript is spliced from 4 exons. Gene Ontology annotation, molecular function: heme binding; iron ion binding; oxidoreductase activity, acting on paired donors, with incorporation or reduction of molecular oxygen, reduced flavin or flavoprotein as one donor, and incorporation of one atom of oxygen. NCBI's taxonomy places the organism in Eukaryota, Metazoa, Mollusca, Bivalvia, Pectinida, Pectinidae. Gene Ontology annotation, biological process: xenobiotic metabolic process. Gene Ontology annotation, cellular component: cytoplasm; intracellular membrane-bounded organelle.
AUGUUUGACACUGUGGUAGAACUCUUCACCAAUACUAGCGGUCUAGUAUGGACACUUCUAGUUCUUAUUGUGGUAUAUUAUCUGUGGGACAGGCAUCAGAAACUAAAAUCGCUACCCCCGGGUCCGACACCACUCCCACUACUAGGAAACAUACUGGAUCUAGCAUCGGGUGAUCAGCUAGGAACGUUUCGUAAACUACGGGAAAAGUAUGGAGACUUGGUUUCUAUUCACGUGGGGUCAUUCACGAUUGUGGUGGUCAGUGGUUAUGACACACUCCGGGAAUUAUUCGUCAAACGCGGUGACGUCACAUCUGAUCGACCUGACCUAUUUGCAUUCAGGGAAAUAACACAAGGCAAAGGAAUUGUCAGCAGAUCGGGCCCAGAAUGGAAAACACACAGAACGUUCGCCAUGAGUGGACUAAGGGAUUUUGGUUUCGGCAAGAAAAGUUUAGAAGGAAAGAUAAUUGAAGAAGUAGAAGUAUUUCUCAAGCUUCUUGAAGAGAGGCAAGGACAAGCAAUAUUACCCGAGUCUUGUAUCCAGACCAGUGUUGCAAAUAUUAUAUGUGCCAUUGUAUUUGGUAAGAGAUUUGAACAUGGCGACCCUGUAUUUAUAGAACUAGUAGACUUAAUAAGCGAGAACGUGUCUCUUGUGGGACCCGCUGGCCUUCUCAACCUGCUGCCAAUUCUUCGAUUUGUGCCAGGGGACCCAGCUGGUUGUAGAAAGGUCCUUAACAAUGCAGAUAAGGUCGUGAAAUAUAUUUGCAAACUUAUUGACACUCAUCAAGAGGACUACGACGAGGAAAACAUUAAAGAUUUUAUCGACGUUUACUUAAAGGAAAUCAAGAAUAACAGAAAAGAAGACUCUUCAUUCACAGUCUCACAGCUAGUGUUUACGAUAGGCGACAUGUUCGUUGCUGGAAUGGAGACGACGACCACAACUCUUCUCUGGACUAUCUUGUUCUUCCUCCACCACCCGGAUGUACAGAAGCGAUGUCAUGAGGAGGUAACGAGGGUGGUAGGGGAGGGUCGAUUUCCCUCCCUGUCAGACCGCCCUGACAUGCCGUACAUUGAAGCCACCAUCACAGAGAUCCUCAGAUGUGGAGACCUUUCUCCACUUGGGGUAGCUCACGCUACCACCGUUGACUUAAACUUUAAUGGACAUACUAUUCCUAAAGGAGCAAUGUUGAUUACAAACAUUAACUCUGUGCACACUGAUCCUGUGCUGUUCCCCGAGCCGGGUAAAUUUAAUCCAUCAAGGUUCAUUAAUGAUGAGGGAAAAGUUCACGGCACUGAGCAUGUUAUACCUUUCUUUUUUGGUCGCCGUGUGUGUAUGGGAGAGGCCCUCGCGAGGUCAGAGCUCUUCCUUUUCAUCACCUCUAUGGUUCAACGAUUCCAGUUUAAACCUGUGGACCCAGAUAAUAUUCCACCAAUUAAAGGAGUUUUGGGGGCGGCACAUAAACCAUAUGCUUAUGAAUGCAUAGCGGAGAGGAGAGUGUAG